GGGGGUUAAACGAGAACUUAAGAACCUGGAUUGUUUUAAGAUCCAGAUUUCUGUUUUGAGUAUCUUUUUCCAUCUAAUGCAGUAUCAAAACAAAAAAAAAUCUGCUAAAACAGAUAAUCUCACCAGUUGUCGAGGAGACAUUUUCACAAAGCUGCAAUUGCAGGUUGCUUUGAGUUCAUUUGACCAUGGAGAUUUCCGAUUCAUCUGCAAGGCAGACGCGAAACGGAGACCAUAUUUCAAUUGACAUCAGGCAUGGCGACCAUCUCUUAACUUCUAUCAGAAGAAAAAUGGAGACGAUUUCUUGUUCGCAUUCCAUUUGCAGGGUCAAGGAAAACAUUCGCAAUGCAGAUGAGAUGGCAUACAUCCCUGACAAAGUUUCAAUUGGUCCAUACCACCAUGGCAAGCAAGGAUUGGAAACCAUGGAAGAGCACAAGUGGCGGUACAUGUAUGCACUCCUCAGUCGAAAGCCAGACCUGGAAGCAUCCCUGGAUGAUUGUCUCACAGCUCUAAGGGAGGUGGAACAUAGAGCCCGUGCAUGCUAUGAAGAAGAUAUCAACGUCACAGAUGAUGAAUUCCUGCAAAUGAUGUUAGUUGAUGGUUGUUUCAUCAUUGAACUCUUCCUGAAGUACUCUAUAAAGAGUUUAAGACGCCGCAAUGAUCCUGUAUUCACCACUCCUGGAAUGCUCUUCGAUUUGAGAUCCAAUUUGAUGUUACUAGAAAAUCAAAUUCCCUUAUUCAUUCUUCAAAGACUAUUUGAAGUUGUCCCAACUCCUAAACAAUGUACGCAUUCCCUCGCCACGCUCGCCUUUCGUUUCUUCAAGUAUAUGAUUCCAGGAGAUCCUCAAAUCCAUCAGCAGAAGUUUAACCAGGAAGGGAACCAUAUACUCGACUUAAUCUGCCACUGUCUGCUUCCAACAUACCCAAGAGUGCCGGGAACCAAGUCAGAUCAGAAACAUUUUCGUUGCGCAACAGAACUCCAAGCUGCAGGAAUUAGGAUCAAGAGGGCCAGAACAAAAAACUUAUUGGACAUAAAGUUUGUCAACGGAGUCCUUGAAAUCCCAAAUGUACUAAUCCAUCAAUACACGGGAAGUCUCUUCAAGAAUCUCAUUGCGCUAGAGCAUUGUUCAGGUGACAGUGUGCAACACAUCACCUCCUACGUUUUUCUCAUGAAGAGCCUAAUUGGAAGUGACGAAGAUGUGAAGUUACUUAAAAAGAAAGACAUUCUUACAAACUAUGAUGUCACCGAGAGAAAUGUUGCUGAACUGUUUGAGAAGCCAUGUAAGGAGUUGAAUUUGAAUGAAUCUUACUAUGAUCGGUUGUUUGAACAAGUGAAAGGGCAUAAAAGCACCAGGAUGACUUGGCAUCUACGGUAUGAGGAAAUUAAGCGAAGUUAUCGUAGAAAUCCAUUUCACUCUUGUACAUAGCCAUAAAUUUUACACAGGCAAACUUCAAAAACCCAUUACACGACCGACGAAGAUCCCAACAGAAGAAAGCUUCCAUAUAUCUUGAUUACAAAUAAAUGAGAGAUUUAAAAAACAAGUUAGGUGAGUUUAGUGGAUUUGAGUUUUGAUGCAGGGGGGUACACGGUGAUAAGAACGUUGAAGGAGGACCCAAGACAGGGUGGAUUGGAGUUUCCACUGAGGCUGCUCUCCGACGUUAGUGGCGAUUCUCGCGUGGCGUGGAAAAGACUAGACUCCCGGCCCUCCCCGAGUGAAAGUUGCCACUUGGCCCGAUGAUCUGUUUUUUUUCCGCUUACAGAGCGUGCAACUGUGCACGGUUGUCUCGCACCGGUGAAUUACGGGUGAUAAUUGUAUAUUUGACUAAUUAACCUAGAUUAAUUAAUUUUAAUCUACAUUGAU
Messenger RNA from Populus euphratica (Euphrates poplar), 1859 nucleotides. Its product is annotated as UPF0481 protein At3g47200-like. The transcript is spliced from 2 exons. The record is from RefSeq and is a predicted model, not a curated record. The coding region runs from base 186 to 1424 and encodes 412 amino acids. NCBI's taxonomy places the organism in Eukaryota, Viridiplantae, Streptophyta, Magnoliopsida, Malpighiales, Salicaceae.